Ziziphus jujuba (common jujube) is the source of this 931-nucleotide messenger RNA. RefSeq lists its product as uncharacterized. Bases 58 to 696 code for a protein of 212 amino acids. The transcript is spliced from 3 exons. The record is from RefSeq and is a predicted model, not a curated record. NCBI's taxonomy places the organism in Eukaryota, Viridiplantae, Streptophyta, Magnoliopsida, Rosales, Rhamnaceae.
CCCAUUUUCUUUAAGCUCCCAUGAACAUCCAUUCAAUCCCUCUCUUUCACCAAACCCAUGGCAAAUUGUAGAGCUUUCAUGUCCUCAAUCUUUCCCGCUCUCAUUCUUAUUCUGCCCCUAAUCUUUUCCCUAAAUGGCGAAUUUGUCAGAUUCGCAGAGGCAGGAAAGCGGAGAGCCCAAAUAUCGGACGACCUAGACGACGUCGUGGAUGACGAGGAGGACGAGUCUUGGAAAGAAUGGGGUAAGAAAUCGACACCCUCUAUGGAUUUGGACCCCAGCGAUUUGUCCGAAAUGGACCUGCCGGAGAUCCAGUCCGAGAUGAUGAAGCGGCAUUCCGGGCCGGUUUUCGGGUUUGUCAAGCUCCGGUUGGGCGUUAAACGGACUCAGGAUGUGGUAACUGAGACUGCUAUGAAAUGGACAAAGGUUAUAAGAACUGGUGGUGUUGAGGCGAAAUUUAUGGGCCUUGAUCUUACCACAAUCAUGUUCAGCAUGGAAAAUGGCCAAAACAUACCUGAGUUGAAAGAGUUUGUGCUCAGUCAGCCAGAGGCAUAUGAGAUCAAGAUUGGGGACCAAGUUUUUCAAAGACCUGGAGAUCCUCCUCUGGAGGAAGUCGUUGAAAAACUCCAUGAGGAGAAGAACAAAGAGGAGAAAAAUAGUCACACGCAGAAUGAGAAUAAUGUGAAAGAGGAGUUGUAGUUUACUGAUAACCAACCUGUUAUAUAACUAUAUUGGAGAAAAAUUAUGAGCCUGGUUUAGCUCGUUUAUUAGUAAAGAUGUUCAUCAUCACUGAGUGAUAUAAGUUGUUGAUGUGCAAAUUAAGUUCCAUUAUGAAGCCCGCAAAAAACUGACGUCAACUGUGAACCAACUGUAUACAGAAGAAAACCACAAUUAAUAAUCAUAAUAACAGACAAAAAGAAUACUUUGGUUGUGA